This is a messenger RNA of Owenia fusiformis, 2500 nucleotides long. NCBI's taxonomy places the organism in Eukaryota, Metazoa, Annelida, Polychaeta, Sabellida, Oweniidae. The record is from the annotation of a GenBank genome assembly.
AUGGAUUUACGAAUUAAUAAAACUGAUGUGCAGAGAGAACAGAAGACUGAUGAUCAGAUAGAAGUAGAAGAUGCUCUUGCGGUUCUCGAAAACAUGCAUUUACAAAGUUCUGAAUCGAAGGAAACUGAGAGAAACGCUGACAUUCAAGAAAGUCCCGUUGUUCAAGGAAUGGCCGACGCAUUAUGUUUGAAUACAGAAGAAGCUGACGUUUAUGAUGAUCAGAUUGUGCCGAGCACAGAUGAUGUAUUUCUACCGGCAGAAAUAAUUGAUGCAGAAACGAGAGUGAGUCCCGAUUCGCAGGCAAGUUUGAAGGGCAAUUUGGACCUGGAUGACUACCUACCCCAAGCUGACCUUGAUGCUUUUGGAAAGCCACGACGGGAAAGCGCAUCCAUGUUUGAUGAAUUUUUCGGCCAAGCUGAUCCCUUAGACAUCAACGUGAAUGUGAACCUAAAGGUCUAUCCAAGCCCAAAGUUCGGAAAUUACCAGCGAGUCCGAACUGGAGUCUCAUCCCAAGUUAGUAGAUAUAUGCUCACUCAGCAUGUUGGUUACCAUGGCAACAGCGAUCAGAGUACGGUUCCUGUUAACCCAGAAUAUUCCUACCACCAGGGGGAGCUAAUGGAGGAAGACAAUGGUCUGAGUGUUGUAGAAGAAAUCUUCGGAAAGCAGCCAGAUGUUACGAUGAAUCAAGAUCACACAUCAAUUUACAAAAAUUGCGGACCAAAAUCACAAACUGAAAAUGUGCCUGUUAAAAAAGAGCACGAAGCAUAUUGGGAAGAAAUGAGAAAUUCUAUGGAACAAGGGCAACCCAUGUCUGGAGUGGACUGUUCCCAAUCACAUACGGAGUCACACCCAGGUGUAACCCUAAAUGGACAGAUGGCAUCACCUGUAGAAAACCAUUUCUCGUCUGCUAUGUCGCCUCUGAUGUCACCUCCAAGUUUUAUACAGUCACAUAAUCUUACCCCCUCAAAUAUUGCACCAGCGGGUGGUUCUUUAAUCUCAUCAUCCUCAUCAACAGCGCCAUCAGUAUCAUCACCAUGUUCCGUGGCGUCAUUUGACUCGGGCAUCUCAGAUGUGAUCUGCAGCGAGCCUGUUAAUUACACCGUGGUGAAAGUGAAGACCGAACCAACCCUGAGCAAUCACUGUAAAUUCACGAUGCCCCCACAUAUCGAAAGUCUUACCAAUUACAAGGGUGUCAAAAAUGAAGCAGGGACAUUCGAGAUGGAGUGCCAAUAUGGACAAUUGAAUAGAAGCAGCAUAUCAUCGGAGUGUCAGUCACCGGGGUUGAUGAUUUCCUCCAAUUGUUUACACCAGUUGCCACGACAACUGUACCCUCCCCCACCCCCUUAUAGUACUCUCCCACUUACACCCCCCAAUUCCCAACCCGGCUCCCCUAAUAAUGAAUAUACAACUUUCUCACCCCCACCCCCAUACCCAGGGCCCGGGGGACAUAAAUUAAUGAUGAGCACGGCACAUCCAAUAAUCGCUCCCGUGAAGGGAGUCACAAAUCCGCAUCCCAGUAAAACCUACCCAGGGUGCAGCACAAUUCGCUACAAUCGAAAAAACAACCCAGAGCUAGAAAAAAGAAGAGUCCACUUUUGCGAUUUCCCAGGUUGUAGAAAAGCGUAUACAAAGAGUUCUCACUUAAAGGCCCACCAAAGAUUACAUACUGGGGAGAAACCAUAUCUGUGUACGUUCCCUAGUUGCCAGUGGCGAUUUGCGCGCUCUGACGAACUAACACGUCACAUACGAAAACAUACAGGAGCUAAGCCAUUCAAAUGCCAAGUCUGUGAUCGAAGUUUUGCCAGGUCGGACCAUUUGGCGUUACAUAUGAAACGUCACAACCCCUCAAGACUUUCAAAACAUUCUAGUAGUAAUAGCAAUCAAAGUAGUUCAUCGGACGAUGAUAUGAAAAAGUGACGACGACCUCAAAUGUGAUGUCAUAAAGGUCUAGUCAUGUAUAAUAUUAAAGUAACAAAUUAUAAAGUACGAAGGUGCGACUAAGUAUGUUGCGAAGUAGGGGUAUUGCAACUUAAAUGGUACAUCAGUCCAUCUACUACAACGGCCAAUCAGACUCCUUCACUGCAUAAGCUUCUCAAAAUGGGUUAAAAUGCAUUAUGGUAGUUCAGGUCAGCGUGAUUACACAGUAUCAGGGUGAUCACUUGUAAAUGCAUUGACGUUGAAGAAAAUUUCAACUUAGGUUGCUUUUUUGAGCAAAAAUUUGUCCUCAAAUGGGUGAUGUAAAAAAUGCUGAACCCCAUUGGGCAUUUUAGCCCUGAUUUUGCCAUAGACAUUGUGGGCUACUGAGUUUUCAAGAUUGAAACACACGAGGGGUGUUCAAAAAAUUUUACACAUAAAGCCAAGGGAUAUUGAUAAGAUCUCACAAUAUACUGUAGAUUGUAGAUAGAAAAAGAACUUUUAAAUAUUGUGAAAUGUAUAAAAAAUGUCUCACGUAAAGUGUAUUUACGAAUAUGUGUACGUAAUCAGGCUUUGGUCCUUAGGU